AUGUCGUCCGAAGGUGAGGACUUCAACGAGGACAACAUGUCUGGUCUGCCUCAAAAUCAGAAGAGGCGAAGGAUACAACGAGCAUGUGACAUCUGCAGGACCAAGAAAAUCCGAUGCGACGGAGUCCAAAUGCCCGGAAAUCGCUGUUUAAAUUGUAUAACGUGCAGUUUCGAUUGUACAUACGUUCAGAAAGCGAAGAAACGAGGUCCUUCAAAGGGUUAUGUGGAAAGCUUGGAACGUCGCGUGGAAAUGCUGGAAGAGGUUUUGCGGAGGUUAUGCCCAGACCAGAACAUUUUGAAAGAGCUCCACAUUGCCACAGACCGAGAAAGCCAUUCCCCUGACGCCGCUGCGAAAGCAGAGCAAGUCUGUAGCUCCGCCUCCUUGCCGCGCGCUGUCAAUGUAGCCACCUCCGACAUCAGUAGGGUCGGUGAACCCGACGCCGACCAGCAAGACGAAGACUUUGUUACUUCAACUCUCGUAGAAAACCUGAAGAAACGUGGCAUCGACUCUAGGCCCAGUGACAAGCUCGAAGACAGAUUUUUCGGAAAAUCAAGUGGAGCUAGUCUCAUUAAGACCGCGAUGGAGCUCAAGAGUGAGUACGUGAGCAACGACAACUUCAAAGCCCCUCCUUCAAUGAUUCUUGGCCACAAGCGUCUUGAGUUUUGUGCACCACAACCCUGGGAAAAAUGCCUUGGAGGCACAGACAACCCACCGAUACAAUCAUUUCCUGAUCGGGAUCUCAUGGAGCAACUUGUCGACGCUUUUUUUUUGCACUUCAAUCUCUAUCAAGCCAUCCUUCAUAGGCCAACCUUUGAAAGAUCCGUUGCAGAAGAUCUACAUCUCACAAAUACUGGCUUUGCAUGCACUCUUCUCCUCGUCUGCGCAAUCGGAUCACGGUUCUCAGAGGAUCCGCGAGUAUUUCUUGAAGGACAGAAUUCACCUCAUUCUCGUGGCUGGAAGUGGUUUGAGCAAGUACAGACAGCUAGGUCGCUUUUAGUCUCACCUUCACUGUACGACAUGCAAUUCUACUGUCUCUCGGUAAUGUUCUUGAAAGACUCUUCUGCUCCUCAGUCAUGUUGGUCCAUGGUUGGCAUUGGUAUCCGGUUGGCACAGGAGGUAGGCGCACAUAGGCGUAAAGCACGGGACCAUGUGAUGACCGUAGAGGACGAGCUGUGGAAGCGCGCCUUCUGGUUUCUGGUCUGUCUGGACAGGAGGUUGAGCACUGCUCUUGGUCGCCCCUGUGCAAUUCAAGAUGACGACUUUGACCUUGACAUGCCCAUUGAGUGUGAUGACGAAUACUGGGAACAUCCUGAUCCUUCGCAGCGUUUCAAGCAACCCGCAAAUAAACCUUCGCUUAUCAGUUAUUUCAUUCUCGACAUCAAGCUACACCAGAUUGCAAGCUUUGCGUUGCGUACCAUCUAUUCGAUCAAUAAGUCCAAAAGCUUAUCUGGCUUAGUCGGCCCUCAGUGGGAGAUGCAGGUAGUGGCGGAACUUGACUCGGCUCUCAACAAAUGGGUGGACUCAGUCCCAAAUCACUUGCGCUGGGAUCCAAACCGUGAAGACGGUAGAUUUUUCAAGCAAUCUAUCGUCUUAUACGGGACCUACUAUCACAUCCAGAUUCUUGUCCAUCGUCCAUUCAUCCCAUCGAAAAACAAGCAGUCACCAUCACCAUUCCCUUCCUUGGUCAUCUGCACGAAUGCCGCAAGGUCAUGUACCAAUAUUGUUGACAUUCUGCAGAAGAGGAAUUUUAUCCCUCCGCCGCUAUUUCAGUUCGCUGCAUUCACAUCUGGGAUUGUAUUGCUGGCGAGCAUCUGGAGAGGGAAGCGCUCGGGAUUGUCAAUAGAUCCGAAUAAUGACAUGUCAGAUGUUUACAAAUGCAUGGGGAUGUUAAGGAGGUCCGAGGACCGGUGGCAUUUAGCAGGUCGCUUCUGGGAUAUCCUAUACGAGUUAACGUACAUCGGAGACCUUCCUCUCCCAGAGCCUAGUCCACCUGCGAACAAGCGCGAACGGGAUUCUGAGGCCCCUAUGGCAUCUCUGUCUCCCCCCAAGGAUGAUGCCCCAUCACCGAGCGACGUCCCAAGAAACCUUUCUGAUUUACAACGCGUGACCAGGCAUGUGCCCAUACCCAUGAGACACCUACCGUUGCCACAAGAGACGCGUUCUGCCGCUCAAGAAGACCAGUUUCAAAUGCAAGACCAACUUCGACUUCUUCCUCCUCCUCCGCAGUUAUCGCAGGCGCACAGACCGCUACACGCACAGCGCUCAUCGGAUAGUUUUCAGCCACCCCAGCCGUCGGAGUGCUAUAGGCUGCUGAUGUACAGCAGCGAACGCGUAACAUUGCCUCCGCACGGCAAUUUUUCGAUGACCGGACAGUCACUGCUUGACUAUCAGUCGCACUGCUACUGGUAUCCUUCAACCGAGCUUGCGGGGAGUGGGAGUACGACCACAAACGUUACUUCUGCAAUAAUCGACAACUCUGACACGUCCAGUUCUUCCUCCACCUUCAGCUACCGGUAUCCCAUUGUCACCGAAACAAAAUCCUCAACGCAGCGAUAUGGUGUGAUUGGCGGUGGGGCUGGGAGUUUGAUGGACACAACGGGCUCGAGUGCGACGUACAAUCCCUCCGCACCACACAACUACUAUCCAGGGGCGCUUGAUUCGGACACAGGUUCCUAUGUUGCGCCCACGAGAUCAAAUAGAAGCUCCUACACCAGGUCGUCGAGUCCAAGUGGGGGAUCCUAUGCUGCCCCCGAAAUAUCAAGCACAGCUUCACAUGCCGCCUCCGCCCUGUCGGUGAAUAGUAUGGGGAUGUACAGGGGCCAGUCAUUGGGCGGUGAUGGGAUGGUGCAUGGUUCACAUCUUAGGCUUGUGGACAAGUAUGCCGAACAACCACAAACUCCGCACAUCGACCCAGAUUUGAUGUCGACGUGGUCUAGCGCUCCGACUGGGUUUGCACUAGAAGAGUGGGGGUCAUAUUUACCGAAUGUUGGCGAGCCGACCCAGCAUCCUCCGGGACAUAUUAUCCACGGAUAG
Messenger RNA from Laccaria bicolor S238N-H82, 3033 nucleotides. RefSeq lists its product as uncharacterized. NCBI's taxonomy places the organism in Eukaryota, Fungi, Basidiomycota, Agaricomycetes, Agaricales, Hydnangiaceae. Bases 1 to 3033 code for a protein of 1010 amino acids. Gene Ontology annotation, molecular function: DNA-binding transcription factor activity, RNA polymerase II-specific; zinc ion binding; DNA binding. The transcript has 15 exons. The record is from RefSeq and is a predicted model, not a curated record. Gene Ontology annotation, biological process: DNA-templated transcription; regulation of DNA-templated transcription.